GAUUUGGACAGCUAGUGCCUUAUCCUCAGAUCCAGGUGUCUUAAGUUCAAUGUCGCUGGAGGUGAUGUGAACUUCAGAAGUAGAUACUCUCUCUACCUCAAAAAAAAAAAAAAAAAAAUCUGGAGUGAACUUCGGUAGUAAAUAUGUGCGUCUAAGACUCUAAGCUAUAAAGUUAAGCUGUUGGUUAUGCAUUUCUUGAGCGUUUAGCAUAAAGGUCUUCAGUGAAAAUCAUCUCUUGCUACAAAAAUGGAUGUCGUUUCAUCGAAACCUAACAUUUGUAAAAGGUUGGAAGGCAAAGUAGCACUAAUAACUGGAGCAGCUGAAGGUAUAGGCGCUUGCAUAGCAAGGGUUUUCGUAUACCACGGAGCCAAAGUAGUCUGUGUUGACAUCAACAAAAAAUCCGGUCAAUCAGUCUGCGACGAAUUAGGUCCUGAAAAUGCAACUUUCAUCUACGGUGAUGUGACCGAUGAAUCGGACAUGGAAAAGGCGAUAAACACGACGAUUGAGAAACAUGGAAAGCUAGAUAUCAUGAUCAACAACGCUGCGGUUUCCGAUGAACCAAUACCGAGCAUCACGGACACCCGUCUUUCCGAUUUUGAGCGCGUCGCGCGCGUGAACAUAGCGGGGGUUUACUUAGGCAUCAAGCACGCUGCCCGGGUCAUGAUUCCAACUCAAACCGGAUGCAUCAUCAACCUAGGUAGUAUUUCCGGUCGGAUUGGCGGGAUUACUUCUCACGCGUACAGCAGUUCCAAGCAUGCUGUGGUGGGUUUGACCCGGAACGCCGCCGCGGAGCUCGGGAAACAUGGGAUCAGAGUCAAUUCGUUGUCUUCUCACGUUGUUCUCACCGAACCCUCCCGGAAAUUUUUCAAGAUGGAUGAAAAUGGACACUCAAAAGUGUAUACGAAUCUCAAUGGGAUGAUCCUCGAGCCGGAAGAUUUAGCCAAUGCGGCGGUUUUCUUGGCUAGUGAUGAGAGCCGGUUCAUGAGUGGGCAUGACCUUAUGCUUGAUGGAGGAUUUACCGUUACUAAUCCAGCAUUUGGGUUGUUUUCCCGACUUUGAUGAUCGUUCAUAUAAUUUGCUUAGUUUUCAGGGUAGGAAUAUUGUAACAUCGAUAUUUUCUUGACCCCAAAACUAUAUUGUCCUAAUUGAAUUUUUAAUUUUAAUACAAUUUGAAAUAAAAUUAAAUCUGAAAUAUAUCAUAUAAUUUCAGGACGAAGAAAAUAUAUCUGUUUGAAUCACAUCACCAAGA
Oldenlandia corymbosa var. corymbosa is the source of this 1249-nucleotide messenger RNA. The record is from the annotation of a GenBank genome assembly. NCBI's taxonomy places the organism in Eukaryota, Viridiplantae, Streptophyta, Magnoliopsida, Gentianales, Rubiaceae.